UAUGCCAGCUGAGACUAGCAUCUCCAGUGAAAGCACAUUUGAGUACUCUUGCCUCUGGAACAUAGCAUGCUUUUCGGGCUGUGUUCAGGCAUGCCAGGCUUUGCUGACUGUACAAAAAAGGGAGGGCUCGGUGCAGCAGCGUAUGUUUGUUGCAUUUCUGAGUGUCUUGCAAACAGCUUUAGCUGAUUAGGCCACUAGAGAUCAUGCUUGGCUUCAGCGCAAGCAAAAUGAUAUAACUACGUGUGCUGCAAGCAGGAGAGAGUACUCCUCUGUGCUGAUUUAUACCUCUCAGCUUCCAUUCAGGAGAUGAAGAUUAGGUUAAAUGAUUGCAAUGAUCUCUGUUAAAACAGUGUUGGAAGGAAAGUUAAUUUUCCUUGGAUGAAGCACACUGAGUUACCUCCUCCAAGAGGGUGAACAGAUUGUAGGUCCUGUGAAGGUAGGAUAACCCCCGCACGCUGUGAGGGAUUUAGGAAGGUAUGUAGUAAACGUUAAUUUGAUGUGUUUGGAGAUGUGGCUGGCUGGCUGUCACUCUGCCUUCCUUGACUUCUCCAUCAGACCGUGCCACUGCUGCAAAGAGUAGUUUCGCGUUUAUGCACUUGGCUCUUACUUUGGCAAAACCUGCUAUCUUUCAGCACUUACUAACGCAGCCCCUCUUUGGAUCAAAGCUCCACCCCUUGUGAAGAAGUAGAGCUUAUUCAGCCUCUGUAGCCACACGCUGUCCUCCUGCAAUGGCUCCUCCUCCCCUCCCACCCUUGGGUGGAACCAGAGAAGGGGAAACUUGACAAUAGUUAGCAGGCAGCAGAGCUUGCAAGAACUAUUGCAGAAGCAUGUCCAACUAGCCCGGUUAGCAGUUAUUCUAUCCUUCCCAAGGGUGCCGCCGCUGCUGAGUGCAGGAGAAGAUGGUUAUAGCCAUGGGAGCCAGGAAAAAUCUGAAAAGGAAUGAGCAGCCGAGAGACCUGGCGUUCCUUGGGCAGCUUCAAAGAGAGGUGAAGUAUCUGAAUCAGCGCAAGAUUAAAUGAGCACUGGCUGCUGCCAUGUUGGCAGAACAGAGCUGUUCAGAGGCAGUUGGACAAGUUUGUGGCUGAGCCGGUUUAUCCAGUGUUGAAGAUGGGAAGUUACUUGUCUGCCCCAGCUUACUUCGCUCCCAAGGAUCCCUUUCGGUGCUCUGAAUGUCAGGAUCCCCUCACUAACUGGUACUAUGAGAAAGAUGGGAAGCUGUACUGUCACAAAGACUACUGGGGGAAGUUUGGGGAAUUCUGCCAUGGCUGCUCUCUGCUGAUGACUGGACCUGUGAUGGUGGCUGGCGAAUACAAGUAUCACCCCGAGUGCUUUGCUUGUAUGAGCUGCAAAGUGAUCAUUGAAGAUGGGGACACUUACGCACUGGUGCAACAUUCCACUCUCUACUGUGGAAAAUGCCAUAACCAGAUUGUGCUGACACCGAUGAUAGAAAAACACUCCACUGAGUCUCUGCGUGAGCAGCUGCCGUAUACACUGACCCUCAUCUCCAUGCCAGCAGCUACCGAUGGCAAGAGGGGGUUCUCCGUGUCUGUGGAAGGUGGCUGCUCCAGCUAUGCCACUGGUGUCCAGGUGAAAGAAGUUAACAGGAUGCACAUCAGCCCAGAUGUCCGAAACGCCAUACACCCUGCAGAUCGUAUCCUGGAGAUUAACGGAGCUCCUAUUCGUACAUUACAGGUGGAGGAGGUGGAGGACUUGAUUCGCAAGACAAGCCAGACACUUCAGCUGCUGAUAGAGCACGACCCUGUCUCACAACGCUUAGACAGGCUUCGUUUGGACUCCCGUCUUCCCACUCACAUAAAGCCACCCAUUUCCCCGCGCUCCCUCUCUCCACUGGACAUCAAGGAGAAUUUGGAAGGAACACUCCGACGGCGCUCCCUCAGGCGAAGUAACAGCAUUUCUAAGUCUCCUGGCCCCAGUUCUCCAAAGGAACCGCUCCUUCUGAGCCGUGACAUCAGUCGCUCUGAAUCCCUACGUUCCUCUUCUAGCUGCUCCCAGCAAAUCUUCCGGCCCUGUGACCUGAUUCAUGGCGAAGUACUAGGAAAAGGGUUCUUUGGACAAGCAAUCAAGAGAAAUAACAGGUCCAGUUGUGGUUUCUGUUUCCACCAGGUGACUCACAAAGCAACAGGAAAGGUGAUGGUGAUGAAGGAGCUGAUUCGCUGUGAUGAGGAAACACAGAAGACUUUCUUGACAGAGGUGAAAGUGAUGCGCAGCCUGGAUCACCCCAACGUGCUGAAGUUCAUUGGUGUACUGUACAAGGACAAGAAGCUGAAUCUCCUCACUGAGUACAUUGAGGGGGGCACUCUGAAGGACUUCCUCCGCAAUGCGGACCCGUUUCCCUGGCAGCAGAAGGUCAGCUUUGCCAAAGGAAUUGCCUCUGGAAUGGCUUACUUGCACUCCAUGUGCAUCAUUCACAGAGACCUGAAUUCACACAAUUGCCUAAUCAAGUUGGAUAAGACGGUGGUGGUGGCUGACUUCGGCCUGUCUCGGCUGAUUGUGGAGGAGAGAAAAAAGCCCACUUUGGAGAAGCCAUCUGCCAAGAAACGAACCCUACGCAAGAGUGACAGGAAGAAGCGCUACACAGUGGUUGGCAACCCAUACUGGAUGGCCCCAGAGAUGCUAAAUGGACAGAGCUACGAUGAGACAGUGGACAUCUUUUCAUUUGGGAUUGUUCUCUGUGAGAUCAUAGGCCAGGUUUAUGCUGACCCGGACUGUCUCCCACGCACGCUGGAUUUUGGCCUUAAUGUCAAGUUGUUCUGGGAGAAGUUUGUUCCUGCUGACUGUCCUCCAGCCUUUUUCCCUCUGGCUGCCAUUUGCUGCAGACUGGAACCAGAGAGCAGGCCCCCUUUCUCCAAGCUGGAAGAUUCCUUUGAAGCGCUCUCUCUCUACCUGGGAGAACUUGCCAUCCCCCUCCCCUCUGAGCUGGAGGAGCUGGACCACAACGUGAGUGUGCAGUAUGGACUGAACCGUGACAAGCUACCUGAAAACACAACCUAGUCAGCUCGUCCUGCUGCCUGCACCACUUCCAUUGGAGUUGAGAUGAGUGACAGGGAGGGAGAUGCACUUCAGCCACUUCCAGGGCAUUAAUGGGGCACCACGCUGCACGUUUGCUGCAUUGCCUCUCUCUCCCCACCCAGCACCCCUCCUCUUGGACGUCCUGAUUCACUGUGGAUUUCUGGCAUGUUUCAGAAGCAAAAAGGGCUGUUUCCUGCCAACUGCACCUAGGAAAGCUGCUCAACACUAUUGUUCUGGCUUGAGAAAUGUUUCUCUAGCCUUUUCAGGCUUCUUUACUGUGGUGCCUUAGAACUUGGCUGCAAGCUGUGAAGCCACCCUGGUCCAUCUGCCAGGGAGGGAAUUGCUAUAGGAGACUCUCCAGGGCAAGGACCGGCACUUCUGGAACUGCUUCUCCCACUGACUACCCUGCUCAGAAAGCUGGGGAAAUUGGACAUCCGGCAAAAGGCCUCACCGGGACAGGGGGUGUGUGUAUGUUUGUGCAUGUGUUUUCCAGAACAACCCACCGAGAUUUUGGCCUCCAAUUUGCAUCAGGGGAGGGAGUGAAAAGCCCCAGGAACUGGGCAGCUCUCCUGAAAUACCUUGUCUGUGGGGAAGUGUGUAUGAAUUUUUGUUUUGGUUUUGUGGGUUUUUUUCCUCCUCUGUCUCUGAAUACCUCCAAAAGCCUGCCUAGAAACACUAAGACUGAGUUCUCCUUGCCCCUCCUGAUGCUGAACAAAGGCAGGCAGCAAAUGAGCCACUUGAACAUCUUCAGACCCUGAGCCUGCACAGUGAGUUUGCCUGCCCAAGUACCUUAACCUAGGUGAAAGUAUUUGAACCUGAAUAUGUAGAACCACAGUAGGCACUGGCUGUGGACAUCCCUGGAGCACUGAAGCUGCUUGAGCUCUCGGCCUGUGGACAUGAGGUGACAGGAAGGGUGGCAGAAGGUGCUCUUCAGAAAGCCAAAGGUCUGAAGUGGCUCAGAGUUUGUGCAUGGACAAUGGCAAAGGGGGACAUGCCUGAGGUUACUUAAGGGAUGGACUUGUCACGAACAGAAAAGUGCUGGAUAACGUCCCAUCCUCCCAGGAGUGGCAGCUGGAGAACUACUAAUUCAGUUGCCAUUACCUCAUCCUUUCCUGCAGGCUGUGCAAGUUGCUCCCUUUGAAGGUCCUUCUUGCAGCUGCUGCUGCAGCACCUGAACUGAUUCUCCAAGCAGAAACUUUCCUCAGGGUCAUUCCCUGCUUUGGGGGAGAAAAAACGGCUUGGAGUCACUGGGAGGUGGGUGGGAGUGUAUUUCCUUCCAGCACUUCUCUUCUUCCUCCCUUGGUGGGAGAAGGAAGGAAAGCUACUGCUGUGGUAGCUCAUGUGGUUGGCAGAACUGAACAAAAAGCUGUCUCAAGUCCUGCUCUUAAGUUUCACAAACAUCUUGGUUUAACUGGAUUUUUAGUGUGCUCCUUUCUCCCCCCCGCCUUCGGUAUUGAAUGGUGGGGAAUUGGUGUUAGUCUUUGCUGUUACUUUGAUUUCCUCCCCCUACCCAUGAGUUCAAAGUAUUAUGUAAAAUAACAUGGGACCAGCCAUCACCUGACAAAAGGUGUGCAGAGUGGGGGAUGGUUUUAGUCUGUGUAGUGGUGUUUUAGAAACACUGGGGACUCCCUGUGCUGUGAGUCAGUGGAGGAGCCUCUCUAAACUGGGUCCAGUGGAUUCAGGAUUGUUAAUAGGAUUUGCCCUUCCUUUCCCCCUCCCAGGCUGGUUUGUGAGGGGACCCCUGAAGGGGAAAGUCCUGGGUGAUGUGUGGGUGGGGUUUACGAACUGUGAUUUGCACAGCUCUAUGUUCUAACUAAAUUAAAAAGCAGUAAAUGUAUGCUAUGAAAACAAGAUGUUGUCUGUUUGUUACAUAAAGCGGAAAGCUGUAACUUUAUCGUGUUUCUAUUGUCACAAAACAGCAAUAUCAAAACUGCAUAGACCAGGCAUCAUCUAGAACCCCCUCUCUUGAGCCAAAGGGCUCGUACACGUUUACAGAACUGCAGAGACGCAGUGUAAGUGCUCUAUAGUAGUGUUUACCUGGAGUGAUGGAAAGGGAAGAAGUUGUCAAGUUGGUUGGUUGGUUUUUUGUGGGUUCUUUUUUUUUUUGUAAGGGCGGACAGGAGUCAGCAGACCAUAGAGCCUCUCUCCAUUUCCCUUUUCUGAACAAGGAUAAAAAUACCAUCUGUUCUUGGAAACCUCCUAUCCUGAAAUAUGUAGUUCAAGGGGCAUUGUUAAGGCAACAACCAAACAAAAAUGCUAGCUAUGUCACUACCUCCUGUAACCUGUUGUGCUCUGUCUCCAUCACACUUUCCAAUGCAAGGCCCUGAGGGACGGAGCUGCUGCUGAGCAGCACCAAAGCAGAACCGACCUGCGUCAGUGCAGGAAGGGGCUGUAACUGAGAGCGUCUUCCCACGGGCCAGCCCGCUUAGUCAGCACAGCUCGCACGCCCACAGCUGCUUUUCAGGAACAGUGUCCCAGUCCAAAGCCAGCUGCUGCCAGCAAGGAGACAAGCUCCAUGUCCCUCGUCAGCGCUGGUGAGUGGAGGCAC
Chroicocephalus ridibundus (black-headed gull) is the source of this 5578-nucleotide messenger RNA. It is a transcript of the gene LIMK2, whose product is annotated as LIM domain kinase 2. Lineage: Eukaryota; Metazoa; Chordata; Aves; Charadriiformes; Laridae. Gene Ontology annotation, molecular function: ATP binding; protein serine/threonine kinase activity; protein binding. Gene Ontology annotation, cellular component: cytoplasm; nucleus. The coding region runs from base 1108 to 3012 and encodes 634 amino acids. The record is from RefSeq and is a predicted model, not a curated record. Gene Ontology annotation, biological process: protein phosphorylation; actin cytoskeleton organization. The transcript is spliced from 16 exons.